Molecule: messenger RNA, 1101 nt
Organism: Gongylonema pulchrum
Lineage: Eukaryota; Metazoa; Nematoda; Chromadorea; Rhabditida; Gongylonematidae
Source: the annotation of a GenBank genome assembly
AUGGAAGACUUUGAGGAGACGCCCGGCAACAAGCCGCUGCGAUUGCCCAAGAAGGCAGCACGAGUUAAAAAUAAGGCUCCAGCGGAUUUACAAAUAACAGCGGAGCAACUGCUGCGAGAGGCCAAAGAGCGUGAUUUGGAGAUUGUCGCGCCACCUCCGAAGACGAAAAUCUCGGACCCUGAAGAAUUAGCGGAAUACCAGAGGAAACGGAGGAAGGAAUUUGAGGACAACAUCCGAAAAAAUCGUUCGCAAAUAGCAAAUUGGGUAAAGUAUGCAAAAUGGGAAGAAAAUAUUGGCGAGCUUCAAAGAGCUCGUUCGGUGUUUGAACGCGCUUUGUCCAUGGAUCACCGCUCCAUCACCCUGUAUCUUCAGUACGCGGAAAUGGAGAUGAGGAACAAGCAAAUCAACCAUGCACGAAAUCUGUGGGAUCGAGCAGUAACAACUUUGCCUCGAGCUACGCAAUUCUGGCUAAAAUAUUCGUACAUGGAAGAACUGAUUGGAAAUGUUCCUGGAGCAAGACAGGUUUUCGAACGUUGGAUGGAAUGGGAACCUCCAGAACAAGCCUGGCAAACUUAUAUAAAUUUUGAAUUGCGUUACAAGGAACUUGAUCGCGCACGUUCCAUCUGGCAGCGAUUUCUCCAUGUGCACGGAUAUGACGUGAGGCAUUGGCUGCGUUAUGCAAAAUUUGAAGAACGGUUUGGAUAUAUCGGCAAUGCCCGUGCUGUAUAUGAACGAGCAGUGGACUAUUUUGGCGACGAGCAUUUAAGUGAAACGCUGUUGAUCGCAUUUGCGCAGUUCGAAGAACGGCAGAAAGAGCAUGAAAGGGCGCGGUUAAUAUACAAGUACGGAUUGGACCAUCUGCCGGCCGGGCGAACACCUGAGAUUUAUAAAUUUUAUACAAUUCACGAGAAAAAGUAUGGCGAGAGAACCGGCAUAGAGAAUGUGAUCGUUAGCAAACGUCGUCAUCAGUACGAAAAGCAAAUUGCGGAAAAUGCGUUCAAUUACGAUGCGUGGUUUGAUUAUAUUCGUCUCCUACAAAACGAGAGGGUCAGCCGUGAAGAAAUGGAGGAUGCAUUUGAGCGAGCCAUCGCGAAUAUCCCA